AUGCGGCCGUGCCCGUGCUUCAUCCCGCGAACCCGCCCGCGACCUCGACCUUCAGGCCACCCCGACGCGCCCCUCCCUCCUCGACCUCCUGACCCUCCUCACGCCCAAGCCGCACGGGAGACGAGCACCCCGCAGCAGCGCCCGACCCCGCGCUCGUCUCUUCGCCCGGACGGCCGCCUUGUCCGCAUCUACCUCGCCGUCGCCGGAGUUCCAAGCUGCAUCACCGCGUCCUCUGCUUCGUCCUGCUGCUCCUCGCUCCCCGGCUUCACGAACGAGACGACGACGAAGCUGCCCUCCUGCGUUGACCGCGCCCCGCUCGAGUGCUUGUGCGGGCCUGCCAAGCCACCUCUUCGCCAGGCCCAGUGUGCCCCCUGCAGGCCUCCCUCUCCACCAGCCGGCCCGCGAGGCCUGGAGCUCCAGCGCCAUGGCCGUCCAGAGGUCGGCCUGCGCAGCUCGGAGACUCCAAGCGCCUCGUUCCAGCCGUCCAGGAGGAUGCGGUCGUGCCCGUGCUUCAUCCGCGAACCCGCCGGCGACCUCGACCUUCAGGCCACCCCGACGCGCCCCUGCCUCCUCGACCUCCUGACCCCCCUCACGCCCAAGCCGCACGGGAGACGAGCACCCCGCGCUCGUCUCUUCGCCCGGACGGCCGCCUCGUCCGCAUCUACCUUGCCGUCGCCGGAGUUCCAAGCUGCGUCGUUGCGUCCUCUGCUUCGUCCUGCUGCUGCCCGUUCCCCUGCUUCACAAACGGGACGACGACGAAGCUGCCCUCCUGCGUUGACCGCGCCCCGCUCGAGUGCUCGUGCGGGCCUGCCAAGCCGCCUCUUCGCCAGGCCCAGCGUGCCCCCUGCAGUCCUCCCUCUCCACCAGCCGGCCCGCGAGGCCUGGUGA
This is a messenger RNA of Aegilops tauschii subsp. strangulata, 888 nucleotides long. NCBI's taxonomy places the organism in Eukaryota, Viridiplantae, Streptophyta, Magnoliopsida, Poales, Poaceae. The record is from RefSeq and is a predicted model, not a curated record.